AUGGCUUCAAAAGCUUCUAUGCCCUCAGCCUUAACCUUUGAGCUCUUGGCUCGUUGCUCUACUACGAAAGCGAGAGCAGCCAAUUUGAUUCUACCUCAUGGUCCGGUUCAAUUACCCUUAUUUAUGCCAGUAGCCACUCAAGCAUCAUUAAAAGGAUUAACUCCGCAACAACUGGAAGAUACAGGUUGUCGAUUGUGCCUGAACAAUACCUAUCAUUUAGGUUUGAAACCGGGACAGGAAGUUUUGGACAAGAUUGGAGGAGCGCAUAAGCUACAAGGAUGGAACCACAACAUAUUAACGGAUAGUGGAGGUUUUCAGAUGGUCAGUCUCCUCAAGUUGGCCAAUAUCACAGAGGAAGGUGUGCGAUUUUUGAGUCCGCAUGAUGGAUCCCCUAUGUUACUCACGCCUGAGCAUUCCAUGUCUCUCCAAAACUCGAUAGGAAGCGACAUCAUAAUGCAACUCGACGAUGUAUUGGUUACUACCUCCCCCGAUGCGGAAAGAAUGCGCGUAGCAAUGGAAAGAAGUGUGCGAUGGCUCGACCGAUGCAUUACUGCACAUGCGAAUCCGACUACACAAAAUCUAUUCUGCAUCAUACAAGGAGGGCUCGAUUUAGAUUUGAGAAAAAAGUGUUGUGAAGAGAUGGUAGCAAGAGGGACACCAGGAAUUGCAAUAGGUGGGUUGAGUGGUGGUGAAGCUAAGUCGGAUUAUUGUCGUGUGGUAAAUACAUGUACAAGUCUCUUGCCAGAAAAUAAGCCAAGAUAUGUUAUGGGAAUUGGAUAUCCUGAGGAUUUGGUGGUCAGUGUGGCUUUAGGUGCAGACAUGUUCGAUUGUGUAUGGCCUACAAGAACAGCACGAUUCGGAAACGCAAUCACCAAAUAUGGACUUUUGAAUUUGCGACACGCAUCUUAUGCGAACGAUUUUGGACCAGUGGAAGAAGGAUGUGGAUGCGUAUGCUGCAGAAAAGGAGAGGGCAGUCUGGGCAUUACCAGAGCAUUCGUUCACCACGUAGCCGCGAAAGAGACAGUUGGAGCACAUUUACUUACCAUGCAUAAUGUCUGGUAUCAGUUGGAGUUGAUGAGAACUGCUAGGACAGCUAUCAUUGAAGAUAAAUAUCCAGCUUUUGUGAAGAAGUUCUUCUCGGAUCUUCAUGGUGGUGAGAAAUCAAAGUAUCCAGAUUGGGCAGUGGAGGCAUUGGGAACAGUUGGCGUGGAUUUGAUGAAGCUGAACCGUUUUAUUGACAUGGGGUCGCGAUCUACGCCAAUACCGCUUCUCUUCUCUAUUUGGAAACUUCGCGACAUAAAGAAUAGUGAAGUGAGUGAAGGGUCAAGAAUUUCAGUGCAGAAGCUUGAGCUUUCGCCUGAAACACAAUUCACUCAUUUGUUUACAAUGGCGUACUCACCGCCAGACAGUGAUAGAAAUAUCAGCCCUUCACACGUUCCGUUGCCCCCCUCUACAACCAAUAAUGAUACUCCAUUAUCAAAUUCACUGAGACGCCUUUCAAUUAGCAACACUUCUAGAACUGCUCUUCCGAUUUCACCUCAAACGAUUUCUCCAAGGGCCACAUCAUAUAGUGGUCGUCCAAAUCUCUAUCCAUCACCAAACGGUAGAAGCCCUGUUCUCCCAAGCCCCUUACACCGAAGUUCUAGUUCUGCGAGUUUCGACAACCGUCGCUCAUCUACCUCAAACCUGCAUCGAAAAACAUCUUUGAGUUCCCUCAAUGCUGAAGGAUCAACACCAUAUAGAGAUUCAACAAACAGAAGAUCAUCUACACAAUUUGCACAUAGAUCGCCAUCUGUCAUGGGUAGUAAAUCACCCCUCUCCCGAUGGGAAGAAGAUAUGCGUGAACCUUCUCCACGGCAUACUGCAGCAUCUAUCGCGAGUUCGCAUUUCAAGUCGGAAUUGGAUUUACAAGAUAUGAAUGAUAGUUCAAGAUCUGCAGAGACUAUUGUUAUACUUCACGACUCGGUUUAUGGCCAUCGCUUCUCCCGACCUAAAACUUCAAGGACUGGGUUGAGUACAAUCGUUGAGAGACCUGAACGAAUCCAUGCUAGCAUACUUGGACUAUCUGUAGCAUACGUUCGUCUGGGCGAAAGACAUUCUGAAGGUCGUUAUCCUCUCCAUCCUGGUAUGGAAGCUUCUGUGGUACCUAGCACACCCUUUCGCAUACAUAAAACUACUCGCCGAAUGCCUUUAUCCUCUCAAGCGAUCACAAAUGUACAUGGAGUAAAAUGGAUGGAAGAGCUGAAGAUCAUGUGCGAUAAUGCAGAAUCGAAGCUUGCUACAAAUGGAAAAGAACUGGCUAGACCCGACAUGAACAGAGGGCCCAAUGAAGAAGUUCCUUCUAAGUUUCACGAGGGUGAUCUUUAUCUGUGCUCGGAAUCCUUGGAUGCUAUGGAGGGUGCGUUGGGUGCUGUAUGUGAGGGUGUGGAUGCUGUUUUCGAAGGCUCUUCCACUGGACUGGGACCACGCCGAACUUUUAUUGCAAUAAGACCUCCUGGACAUCAUUGUUCAGCGAGUUAUCCUUCUGGAUUCUGUUGGGUGAAUAAUGUUCAUGUUGGCAUUUCACACGCUGCACUUACUCACGGAUUGACUCAUGCGGCUAUUAUUGAUUUUGAUCUUCAUCAUGGAGAUGGAUCACAAGCAAUUGCUUGGGAACAUAACACUCGCGCGAAUGGAUUAACUAAGAAUGCCCUACCGUGGAAGAAGACUUCGAUUGGCUAUUUCAGUCUCCAUGAUAUUAAUUCGUAUCCAUGUGAGAUGGGCGACGAAGAAAAAGUCAAGAAUGCUAGUCUUUGUAUAGAGAACGCACACGGACAAAAUAUCUGGAAUGUUCACUUGCAACCUUGGAAAUGUGAAGAAGAAUUCUGGGAACUAUAUGGAUCAAAAUAUUCGGUAAUCCUCGAGAAAGCACGAAGCUUUCUACGUACACAAUUUGAUCGCCUUCAAGCAUCUCCUAAUGGACCAAAACCAAAAGCUGCCAUUUUUUUGUCGGCUGGUUUCGACGCUAGUGAGUGGGAGAGUUCUGGUAUGCAACGUCAUAAAGUCAAUGUUCCAACCGAAUUUUAUGCUCGUCUGACUCGUGAUGUGGUUAAGCUUGCAGCCGAAGAAGGUACAGGGGUAGACGGGAGGAUCAUUAGUGUUCUCGAAGGUGGUUACAGUGAUCGUGCGUUGUGUACCGGGGUUUUGAGUCAUCUUAGUGGCCUGUCAGGAAGUGAUCCUGUAGCUCAUACCGAGAAAGCAUAUACAGGUCUGAACUUUGAAAUGGAUCAGAAACUUGGCGCAGACCCAUUAAGCCCUGGACUGCCGUCUCCUUACGGGUUCAUGCCAUACGAUCCAUUAUGGUGGUCUGUAGGUCGGUUAGAGCAGCUUGAUGCAGCUAUGAAUAGUACACCAACCCCUGAGGAGCCAAAAAUUCACAAAGCCACCGGUCCUCCAGGAAACUUUGCAUCUCCUACACAAUCGUUCAUCGCUAAAGUUGUCAAUACUCCUACGGCGCAACGUAGUGUAUCCACCAUGGGUAUGAGAAAUGGAGGUCCAUCACCACGAGCAUCAGUUCCUAGACCACCUACUCCUCCACCACCUAAUGUCCAUUGGACAGUUGCAGCUCACGAAUUGAGCAAAUUGCUUAUUCCAACUGACAGGCAGACGAAGAGUUGUCAAUGGGAAGAUCUCGCGGCUGAAGCUACCAAAGCAAGAAAAGAACGCCAAUCUAUAUUAGCACAACCCGAAGGUGCUCAACAACCUGCAAUCCCAGAGCCUACUAACGCUAGAAUGUCUUUAAGAACAAGAAAACCUGCACCGAAAUUGGUGGAGAGUGUUGAAAAAAAUGAGGUUAAGAAGCCUGCUGCAAAAACAAAUCGUCGGAAGACUGUUGCCGGCUCGGCUGCUUCACCUGUACACAAAGCUCCUCUCAUCCCAAGUACGACUCAAGCACCCGAAGCGAAUGUUACUCAACCAAUGCAGCAGCCUGUUAAAAGACUGAGUUUGGCAUCCACUACCGGACCUAUUCUCCCUCCAUCCCGACCAAUACCUGCCGCUAACAGGGCGCCAUCGUUCUCUCAAACGCCUGGCAGUCCUAUGAGCGCACGAUCAGGAUCUCCCAUGAGUUCUCGUGGACCUCCUAUUCUACCUGUGGUUGUGAAGAAAACAAGAGCUCCGGCCAAAGCUCGAACUGAUGCCUUAAAAUCAGGUCCAGGUCGGCCCCGGAAGAAGUCUCCAGUGACUGAUCUCCAUAGUAAAACAAACAAUGCUAUUGGAGUCGCCUCGGCUGCGGAAGGUAAUAGUCAGAGCUCUGAACUCGAUAGUCUGACUUCUGGUAUGAAGAAGAUCAAGAUCAGUCUUCUCACUAAUGCCCAGAGAGAGGCAAAGGAACAAGAAAAGCUGAAGGCAAAAAUUGAGCAAAGCCAAGUACAUGAUACAACGUCCACAACUAUGAUAAACGACAGAGUUUCUGAAAGCGCCAAGCCUGAGAUGACCUUUGAUCAAUCCGAAACCUCUACACCAAUAGAGGGCAUCUCGCCAGACCCUUCAACCUCUCAAUUAUAUCUUCCUCCACAUGUUCCUUCUCAUAUUCAAGAAGCUGAACGAGUUCCUUUGCCAGCUAGUUCUCCUGUCGCUCCUCUGGUACAAAAUGAGUCCGGUAACUUUUCAGACCAUUCCUCGGAACACAGCGCGGACAAAUUUGUCCCCUUCCAGUCUCAAGGCCCGCUUCCAAGCACAAUGGCACAACAAGAACCACUUCGGUGGCUACCUCCGAAUACUAACACACUAGCUGCAAUGAAGAAACAUGAUCUUCCAGUCUUUACAUCUACGUCCGCUAUUCCUUUUGCUCCGAGUCCGAACGCUCUUGGCAACCAAAACGAACAUUCAAACUUCAAACACGAUUCACCUGCUUCCGAAUCUACGCAGUUGGCUCCUUCAAUCUGGGACAUUCCAGUCACACCACGGAAUCAAUAG
This is a messenger RNA of Sclerotinia borealis F-4128, 4956 nucleotides long. The record is from the annotation of a GenBank genome assembly. NCBI's taxonomy places the organism in Eukaryota, Fungi, Ascomycota, Leotiomycetes, Helotiales, Sclerotiniaceae.